Fusarium fujikuroi IMI 58289 is the source of this 399-nucleotide messenger RNA. RefSeq lists its product as uncharacterized. The record is from RefSeq and is a predicted model, not a curated record. The transcript has a single exon. NCBI's taxonomy places the organism in Eukaryota, Fungi, Ascomycota, Sordariomycetes, Hypocreales, Nectriaceae. Bases 1 to 399 code for a protein of 132 amino acids.
AUGUAUGUGAUAUACACACUUUGGGCCCUUUCGGCUAUACCCUACGGCUGCAUCCUCAAGAUGUUCACUGGCCCUAUGCCAGCUGCUCCCAGCCAUCUCAGCCUCUUCCGCCGCCUCGAGUACUACCUGUAUCAUCACGUCUAUAGACAAACGCUCUUGGCAGUCUCUGUAUUCGCGAUGUUCGGAUAUUUGCUCAUCGCGAUCGAAGAAGGGCUACACGGUCGGCUAUUCAAGGACAAUCAGCUUUUUCUAGACUUCCUGACUUCUAUGGCGACCAUCGCAGUUGCUUGUCUCUUUGGUACAGUAUAUGGCAGACGUGCAUCCCCGGAGGCUGAGGCGCAGGUGGUUGAGGAGACAAACGAUCUCUAUCUUACUGUCGUGCAGUACUAUUGGUACUAA